AUGCCGGAGAAGCGGCUCACCGCCGAGCCACCAACUAUUACAGAAGCAGAAUUUGAAGAUUCUUUGGCAACAGAUAGUUUCCUUGUGGACUACUUUAAUGAAUUUCUAAGUCUUCCAACCUUUUCAGAGGCAAUUAGAUUUAAUGUGGAUUAUGGAGUUUUUGAAGUAGUUAACAAUGCUCCACAACUUCUGGAAAAGCAACUGAAAAAAAUUCUGCAAAACCAGCAACCUCGAAAUCCCAUCUAUGAUGUUGUAAGGAAAGGAAAGAAUCAUGUUAAACCUGUUCAAAUGAAUGCCCCCUAUGAAGAUGAGACUAUUAAUGUCAACUACAAUAUUAUGUGUCUCAGUCGUGAAGAGGGUAUUCAGUGGAUCAAAAAAGAAAGACUGCCAGCAUUUCUGGAAAGUGAUUGCUAUUUUGAAUACAGGUUAGCCAAAUUGGUGUCACAAGUGAGUUGGAGUAGAUCAGGCAUGAAUGUCACUCUAGAUACAGAUAUUUCUCCCUGGGUCCAGAGAAAAUCAGCCACUCCACCACCUCCUCCCACUGAAGAUGACAAUGUUAUCAUUAUGAAAAAGUUCUACAUUUCUCUUGGCAAGGCCUCGCAUACUCAAAUAAAAGAUUGGUAUGCAUUAGCAAAACAGAGUCAGCAAACAGUAUCAACCUUUUCAUUACCAUCUGGUGUACUCCACAGUGGAAUUGAAGCACCAGUUACUUCAUCUGAUUCUGAGAGUUUUAUCUUUGAUGAUGGAGUUCACCCCAGAAUGAAAAGGCGCCCAUCUAAAACCCCUAGAUUAAUUUCUGAGGUUGAAGAAGAAGAAGAAGAAGACGGGUCUGUAUCUCUACAAGACACGCCUUCCCAAGCUCUUCUGAGAAAAUACCUUGAAAAGCAACUGGAUGUUGGUGAAAGCCUGAUAGUGCAUUUCUCAACCUGUGAAGACUUUUUAAGAUCUUACGUAGCCUUUAUUUUGAAAACAGCAGUUUAUCAAAUUCUUGGAGAGUCAUUUAUAGACUGCCCGGGUUAUAUAAAUUUCAAAAAUGUCACAGAGGUGGUAGUUGAUGAGCAUCCUGAGCUUCCUUCUGGCGAGAAUGUUCUGUUAAGUGAAGCAAUUCAACCCACAAAGGAGAAGGCAGAAGUGAUGUUAGAAGAAACAAGUUCAGAGAGUGAGAGCAUUGGAUCAGAAGGCAGGGCUGAUUGGUGCUUUUCUUACAAAACUUACCACAUUGACAAUAGAAAGGAGUUUGAAAGAUUUAAGGAAUUUAUAAAAGGUACAUUAGGGGAGAGAUAUUGGUGGCUAUGGAUGGAUAUUGAGAGGUUAAAAGUUCUCAAGGAUGCUGGAAGACAUCAAAGACAUCUUGAGAAGAUGAAAAAGUGCUAUCUGGUGAGCAGUGGUGAUUGCUACCUUUCUGCAGAAAUCUUAACAAAAUUUAAACUACUAGAUGGAUCUCAGUGGAAUGAAGAACACUUAAGAAAUAUUCAGACCGAGGUGGUAAAACCCUUACUUCUGUAUUGGGCACCAAGAUUCUGUGUUACCCAUUCGUGCUCAGCAAAAUAUGCUAGUGCUGAACUGAAACUGUGGCACCUCCGUCAAGAGAGGCCAAGGAAGGACGUUGACCCCUUUCCACAAAUAGCAACCCUUUUGCCAUUAAGACCUAAAUCUUGCAUUCCACAGAUAUCUGAUAUACAGAAAGAAGAAUCCAGCUUCCUACAACCUUGUAAGUCUCCCAAGAAACCAACUACAGCAAAUCAAAACCCUGGGAAGAGUGAGACUUGGUAUUCAGUUUCUUGGGAGGACGACAGGAUUGAGAAAGGGUCAAGAUACAUGAGAGACAGCAAUGAAGUUAUUCAUUUAACAUCUUUCACUGACAUUUCUGAAUGUCUGAAGCCCCAGCUGGAUAGAAGAUAUACUUAUACAGAAGAACCUUUGGUUAAAACCAUGGCAGCUGGUGCUUUGGGAGGAUUUGACAUGGAAAAUUUGUUGCAGUCUUUGUAUGUAGAAAAUAGAGCUGGAUUCUUCUUUACUAAAUUCUGUGAGCAUUCAGGGAACAAGUUGUGGAAGAACAGUGUGUACUUCUGGUUUGACCUACAGGCUUAUCAUCAGCUUUUCUACCAAGAAACACUUCACCCUUAUAAAGUAUGCAAGCAAGCCCAAUAUCUUUUUGCCACAUAUGUUGCUCCUUCGGCCACUCUUGACAUUGGACUCCAACAGGAAAAGAAAAGAGAAAUUUAUAUGAAGAUACAGCCACCAUUUGAAGACCUUUUUGACACAGCAGAAGAAUAUAUUCUUCUCCUCCUACUUGAGCCCUGGACAAUGAUGGUAAAAUCAGACCAAGUUGCUUAUAGACAGGUGGAGUUGGUAGAGGAAACUCGACAGCUAGACUCUACAUACUUCAGAAAGCUACAGGCUUUGCAUAAAGAGACGUUUUCCAAGAAAGCUGAGGACACGACUUGUGAAAUUGGAACUGGUAUUUCCCAACGUCCUGAUAUCUCUAAACAAACGCAAUACUGGAAUAAUGUUCCUGCAGAAUAUAGGCAUUUUAAUUUUAAUGAUCUGCUUAACAACAAACUGGAGUUUGAACAUUUCCGUCAGUUUCUCGAGGCUCAUUCGUCAAGCAUGGACCUUAUGUGCUGGACAGACAUUGAGCAGUUCCGAAGAAUAACUUACAGAGAUCAAAAGCAAAGGGAGGCAAAAUCUAUAUAUAUUAAAAACAAAUAUCUUAAUAAAAAAUAUUUCUUUGGACCUAACAGCCCCGCUUCUCUACGUCAGCAGGAUCAGAUAAUGAAUUUAAGUGGUGGCUGGGGAAAGCUUCUCCAUGAGCAGCUUGAUGGACCUGUUCUACUUGAAAUUCAGAAGCAUGUCCUAAAUAGGCUAGAAAACGUGUGGUUGCCAUUGUUUCUUGCAAGUGAACAGUUUGCAACACGUCAAAAGAUAAAGGUACAGUUGAGAGACAUAACUGAAGAACUCUUACUACAGAGGCACAAAAGGAAAAUUGGGGUCUGGAAGCCUGUGGAGAGUAAGUGGAUAUCUUCAUCUUGUGAAAUCAUUGCUUUUCGUAAAGCAUUAUUGAAUCCAGUUACAGCAAGACAAUUUCAACGGUUUGUGGCUCUAAAAGGAGAUUUAUUGGAAAAUGGGGUGCUGUUUUGGCAAGAAGUACAAAAAUAUAAGGACUUGUGCCACUCUCAUUGUGAUGAGUCCAUCAUCCACAAGAAGAUCAUGACUAUUAUCAACUGUUUUAUCAAUUCUAGUAUUCCACCAGCUUUACAAAUUGACAUUCCAUUAGAGCAAGCCCAGAAGAUUAUUGAACACAGGAAGGAGUUAGGACCAUAUGUAUUCAGAGAGGCGCAGAUGACAAUUUUUGGGGUUCUGUUUAAAUUUUGGCCUCAGUUUUGUGAGUUUAGGAAGAACUUAACUGAUGAAAAAAUUAUGAGUGCUUUAGAGAGAAGAAAAGAAUAUAAUAAGCAGAGAAAGAAAUCAGCGAUCACAGAAGAUGAAAAAUUUGCAAAGGAUGGAAUCAAACAAUAUGCAAGUACUUCAGGAAAUGGUGUCAAAACAGGUGCUUUAGUCAGCGACUCAGAUUUAGGCUUGCAAGCAUAUGGCCGACAGCCAACCUGGUGCUACUCAAAGUACAUAGAAGCCUUAGAACAGGAAAGGAUUCUUCUUAAAGUUCAAGAAGAACUGGAAAAGAAGUUGUUUGCAGGCAUACCAUCUUCUAUAAAUAUUAAGCCCACUGUUUCAGCUAUGUCUUUGAAAAAGAACUUAUCUUCCCACAACAUCCAGAGUGAGUUUCCAGUGAUAAUCUAUCAGUUUACCUCGGUUCCUUCUCCCGUUUUGUUAGAGUUUGGCCCUUGCCCUGGCCGACCUGAGUGUAGGGGGCAGGAGGAGAUGGGGACUGACCCCUUCCUAACUGAUCUGACCCCUCGAGUUGGGAGAAAUUCUAAGUGCGUGUGUGUCCCGCCUCUCACUGUUUUCUCUGCUGAGGAGGAGCAACAUACACCUCACCCUUCGCCCCCUUCCCAGAGUGACAGCGCUCACGCGAAUGUGUGCCCUGCUGCUGACCGGUGGAGAGUAACUCACAGGCUGCGGGCUGGCCGGCCCCAUCCAUGCCUGCCACACACUCAUGGACUUCCGCAGCUGGACACAUCUUACCUUUUAAUUCCUCACAAUCCUCAGUUUUCCGAUUCUUGGGAUGGUUUCGUGGGGUCUUUAUGUUCUGAGCCUGCUCAUUUUUUGCGGGCUCUGGUUUCUCCUAGACGCCGCACCCCUCUCCCCACUUCCCGGCCCCUUAGACCUCCCUCACAGCGCCCUCCACGUUUAGAGGGCGUUCACACGGCUGUUACUUUUUUUCAUCCUUACUACAAACCUCUGUCCCUGGGCUCACUCCUUGAGAGUCUAAUUCAGCAGUCGUUUGGUAGGACCCAGGAAUUUCCCUCCGGAAGAGGCAUCCUAGGUGAUCCUGAUUCUGAUUCCAAGUCUGAUUCAGGCAUUCAGGUCACUCUUUGUGAUAAACAGGGUAGCAAGGGAAGAGCCUUAGAAGAGUGGCAUAAUGUCGUAGGUGUCCGGUACGGUCCAGUGGCACAGCCUCCUCAUUCACCAGAGCCAGGCACUCCAGGCGAGCUUCCUGUCCCCCGUGGGCUGUAUACACCACCUUAUGGCAGUUGA
Pteronotus mesoamericanus is the source of this 4656-nucleotide messenger RNA. It is a transcript of the gene RGS22, whose product is annotated as regulator of G protein signaling 22. NCBI's taxonomy places the organism in Eukaryota, Metazoa, Chordata, Mammalia, Chiroptera, Mormoopidae. Gene Ontology annotation, biological process: regulation of signal transduction. The transcript has 29 exons. Gene Ontology annotation, cellular component: nucleus; cytoplasm. The record is from RefSeq and is a predicted model, not a curated record. Bases 1 to 4656 code for a protein of 1551 amino acids. Gene Ontology annotation, molecular function: G-protein alpha-subunit binding.